UUGAAUGAGGAAGAAGCGGGAGAGAUGAUCGUUUCUGUUUUUUACUGCAUUUUUGUGAUUGGUAUUGUUUUGUGAGGGACGCCGGGAAGCGAGAACCUUAUUAAUUGAAUCAAAAGAUAAAAACAAAAGUUGAAAUAGCAGUAAAAACCUGAGUAAAUAACCAUUAGCCAUAGCGAAUAUCUUGGAGCCCGUUCUCUGUAGCCUAGCUUGCACUAGCUAGUUAGCUUGUUAGCCAAAGGCGCUAACUAGCUAGCUAGCUAACUAAAACAAGGGAAACUAACUCUGGGGUCCUCGUUAGCUAACCAUCUAACCCUGCUUUGCAUGCUAGCUACGCGGGCAUUGGUAUGCGAACGACGGGUAUGAGUAGUCAAAGCUUUAGGCUGCGUUUGCAGACUAGCUAGCUAGGCAAGUGGAAACAACCUUGAAAGAGUUUAUUCUCCUAACCAGUAUAGUUUUCGCACUAUAUACUGCUGUUUCUGAGGCUGCAAAAGCAUGUUUAGUAAACUCUAUGAAUGGAUAGGAACUGGCAUCGCCAAUCUCCGAAACGGCGCGCCUGCUACAGGUCACCGAGCGGCUGAUGUUCAGCAAGACGGUCCGAACAGAAGGAAAAGACCGAUAAACUGUGUUGAUGACGGAGAGACCGCUGACCAAGAAGAUGGGACGGUGAAGAAGUUCAGGAUGGGAGAAUGGAUGGACACGGUGAAGAUCGCCGCUAAGGAGGUGAAGAACCAGGGCUCCAGCGUGGCGUCGUGGGUAAGGAACAACGUGAGCCCCUCCCUGAGCAACAUCCUGCCGGCGUCGCCUGGCCCACCGGCCCUCUCGUCCGCGUCAGAGCCCCAGGCCCUGCCCUCCCCUGCCGCACCGUCGUGGACAGAGAGCGAGUUUCAGGUGAGAACUCCUGGCUCUCUAGGAGAGACUUUCAUUGCUCCCUCAAAUACUCUGGACUGGAAAACUUCAAAAUCAGAGUCCCUGAGGAUUGACAAGUCUGUAGUGGGAUCAGGGAUUUGCAGACGGCAUGCUUGUCUGGAUCUCCCGCAGCGCGAGACGCCCAAAACCAAUGGGCACUCCGUACCUCUGCCACCCCUCUGUAGCCCCAAAACAUGCCCCUCUCCCCGCCUGGGCAGGACCCUCAAUUUAGGACCACGGAGUUCGUUGUCCCUUGCAGGGCCCGCCAAAGCCAGCCCAUCCUUCACCAGCAUGUAUGAGAAGACCUUUCCCAUUCGCGUGGUGCAGAGCCCCUCCCACGGCAGCUCCCCUCGCCUCUGCCGCAGGAGACAACGGUGCACAGCACAAGAGUCGGUGCGUGAAGAGGAGAAGGAGGUGUACAGGCAGCUGCUGGUCAUGGUGACUGGGGGUCAGUCUUCCUUGUUCCGCGAUGGGACGUCCUGCGGUGGCCUGCGCUCGCACAGAGACCUCACCAGCUUCCUGACCUCCAGUCGUAGGCUGCUCCAGUGCACGUUCCCUGCUGGGUCAGGGGAAAGAGACGCCUCUGAGGGCCCCAGCGCACCCCCCAGCCCCCAGCCAGAGUCCAGCGUGGCCUCCAGCAACCUCCCGAGCCCUGGGGAAGCCUCAAGUGGGGCAGAGAACCAGACCUGGGCCUCCCUCUCCAGCCCAAGAGGUGCUCCAGCACAGCCUUUAGAUCCCUCUCCAGCCACCCUGCUAGACAGCUCCUCCCAGGACACGCUGUCCUCAGCUCAAAAUGGGGACUCUGUGAUAUUUGUGAAGGAACAGCAGGGGAAGACGCCAGACAGUGCAAGUGUGCCGUGCUUCCAGGCUGAACUGUGGAUCAAAGAACUGACCAGCCUGUAUGAUUCCCGCGCGCGUGAGAGACGGAGGCUGAUAGAGGAGCAGGAAGCCCUCACCGCACGGCUGUUACAUCAGCGUCUGUCUGAGGAAGGGCAUGCGGGCCAGGGAGGCGUGGAGCUGCAGGUCCGCGUCCCCCUGGAGAAGGAGGUUCCCCUGGCAGCGGUCGUCGAGGAGGUGAAAGCCAUUAAGGAGGAGCCGGAGUUCCCUGAGCUCACAGAGGCCAUGCAGGGGGAGGUGAGCCGGGCGCUGAAGGUCGGCAGCCAGGAUGAGGUCCUGAGUGAGGCGUUCCGCCUGACCAUCAAGCGCAAGGACAUCCAAACACUCAGCCACCUCAACUGGCUCAACGACGAGGUCAUCAACUUCUACAUGAACAUGCUGGUGGAGCGCAGCCAGCGGCCCGACCUGCCCUCCGUUUACACAUUCAACACUUUCUUCUACCCCAAACUGCGCAGUGCCGGCUUCUCUGCUGUGCGGCGCUGGACCAAGAAGGUGGACAUCUUCUCUGUGGACAUCCUGCUGGUGCCCAUCCACCUGGGGGUGCACUGGUGCCUGUCGGUGGUGGAUUUCAGGAAGAAAAGCAUCACGUAUUUUGAUUCCAUGGGAGGCAGUAAUGAUGAGGCCUGCAAGAUAUUGCUGGACUACCUGGCACAGGAAAGCCAGGACAAAAAGGGCAAAGAGAUGGACACCUCGAAGUGGGUGCUACAGAGCAAGAAACGCAACGAGAUUCCUCAGCAGAUGAAUGGGAGCGACUGCGGAAUGUUCACCUGCAAAUAUGCAGAGUACAUCACCAAAGACAAGCCAAUCACAUUUACACAGAAACACAUGCCCUAUUUCAGAAGGCGGAUGGUCUGGGAGAUCUUGAAUAAGAAACUAUUGUGAAUUCAGGGAGAAAUUGUGGAACAGGAAGCAGCUUGUGAAGGAAAUUGGGGAGGGGCAUAGUGCGUCCCCCUGCCUUCCUACUGAGUGUAAGAGCCCCAGGGAGGGGGUUUGGAAAAUGGGAGAUGCCAUCAUCAGCACUUUCCCAACUGCCCCACCCCCUACCCCCAUUCCGUCUGUCCAAGUAUCUGAGAUACUGCCAAAUUAAAGGGUCUAUUUCUUUUGGUUGUUUAACUUUAAAUAUCUGUAACUCAGGUGCAAAGAACACUACAGAAUUAUGUUCUCCUCUCUGUAGUGCUUUGUCUGCACUUUUUCGUUAUUGCAGCAACCUUCUGCAACAGGUGGCAAAGCGUCUGCCUGGAGGUCCUAAUGGUUAUCCAAUAUUUCUGCAAUUAUCUGACAAGGGUGAUUUCUGCUGCUCUUUACAGAUAGAUUUCACCUGUUUUUGCAUAUCGUGUUUCUAAGCUGUUGCUACAAAAAAAGAGGGGUCAAAAAAAGGUGACCCAAAGGUGUUAACACCUCAGACUGAUACUCCUCUGAACGUGUAGCUGGGUGAUCUUAAAGGCUGGACAGAAUGUUUUUUCCGCUGCUGCUGGCAGGAGACCCCUCUGGCUGGGCCUGCUUGUGCACCUCGUGUUGGACAGCAGGAGGAAUUACCUUGGUUGAUUCCAAGUCUUUAAAAUUCAAUAAAAAGUUAAUUUCUGAGAAAUUGCUAAGGAAGGACCUUUUUGUUUCAUUGUUGAUUGGGGAAUGCACAUGCCCUCUUUCUUUAGAACCUGUCUUCAUGUGGGGUGUCUCUCCCAUUGUCCAAUCCCCCUCUUUCUGUCC
Messenger RNA from Megalops cyprinoides (Indo-Pacific tarpon), 3510 nucleotides. RefSeq names its product sentrin-specific protease 1. NCBI's taxonomy places the organism in Eukaryota, Metazoa, Chordata, Actinopteri, Elopiformes, Megalopidae. The record is from RefSeq and is a predicted model, not a curated record. Gene Ontology annotation, cellular component: nucleus. Gene Ontology annotation, molecular function: deSUMOylase activity. Bases 493 to 2685 code for a protein of 730 amino acids. The transcript has 18 exons. Gene Ontology annotation, biological process: protein desumoylation.